CAUGGGUUCGGAAACUAAACUAAGUUAUGGCGAUUCAAUUAGGUUCCUUCCAAAUAUGGCUUGUCGCCAUUACAUUAAGCAUGGUGGUUUGCACCACCGGAGCAAACGGGCUCAGCCGCAGUAGUUUUCCGCCAGGUUUCAGUUUUGGGACCGGAAACUCCGCUACAUCGUCGGACGGAGCAGCAUAUGAAGAUGGAAAGGGACCAAGUAUUUGUGAUACUUUUGUUAGGAAAUUCCCAGAGAAAGUUAUGGAUCAUAGCACAGGAGAUGUAGCUGCUGAUUUUUAUCAUCGCUACAAGGACGAUGUACAAUUAUUGAAAGAAAUUGGAUUUGACUCCUUCAAAUUCUCCAUUUCAUGGUCAAGAGUAUUACCUAAGGGGAAGAUAAGUGGAGGAGUGAACCCACUUGGAGUGAAAUUCUACAACGACUUAAUUGAUGAGCUUCUAGCAAAUGGAAUAAAGCCAUUUGUUAUCUUACUAUAUUUUGACACCCCACAAGCACUUGAAGAUGAAUAUGAUGGACUCCUAAGCCCCAACAUAGUGAAAGAUUUUGAGGAUUACGCGGACUUUUGCUUCAAAACAUUUGGUGAUCGUGUCCAACGGUGGAUUACCGUUCACGAUCCAACCGGAUUUAGUUACCACGGCUACUCCGAUGGCACUUUUGCUCCCGGACGAUGUUCUAGCUUUGUUUCCAACUGCCCUACUGGAAACUCGGCCACCGAACCCUACAUUGCUGCCCACCAUCUCCUUCUUUCUCAUGCCGCCGCCGUGAAAUUGUACAGGCAAAAAUACCAGGCUACACAAAAGGGGCAAAUUGGAAUCACAAUUCUCUCUCACUGGUUUUUACCGAAAAAUAAUACAUUAUCGGACAUUGAAGCUGUCUCUAGAGGUCUAGACUACUUUUUUGGAUGGUUUGGGCAUCCAGUUGUUUAUGGUGAUUAUCCCAAAAGUAUAAAAUCAAUAGUAGGAAAUCGACUGCCAAAAUUUACAGAAGCUGAAUCAAAGUUGCUUAAAGGAUCAUUUGAUUUUCUUGGUCUCAAUUACUUCACAACUAAUUACUUGCAAUAUGUUCCUUUGAACACUGUCAACACCAGUUUCAAUUCAGACAGACAAUUCGCCUUCAGCUUUGACAAAAAUGGAGUUCCUAUUGGUACACCAACUUCUAUGAUCUGGCUGUACAACUAUCCAAAGGGGUUCCUGAACCUUCUGCUCUAUAUAAAGAAAAAUUACAAAAAUCCUCCAAUUUACAUCUCUGAGAAUGGAAUGGGAGAUAGUGGUUCAUGGCCAAUUCAACAAGCUCUCAAUGAUACUUUGAGAAUAACAUAUCACCAUGACCAUCUAUCAUACCUUCUAAAAGCAAUUAAGAAUGGUGUGAAUGUGAGAGGUUACCAUACAUGGUCCUUUUUGGAUGAUUUUGCAUAUGAAGCUGGUUAUACAAUUCGUACUGGACUCACUUUUGUUGAUCGCAAGAAUAAUUUAAAAAGAUACCCAAAAGAGUCUGCUUAUUGGUUUACCAACUUCCUUCAUAAAUAAUUAAUACCCGAGCGGCUCGAGCCACUAGUUGAAGUGGUAAAGAUGGUGUGUAAUUGUGUAUCACUUUUGUUGAUCGCGAGAAUAACUUGAAAAGAUACCCAAAAGACUUUGCUUAUUGGGGUUAGUAACUUCCUUCAUAAAUAGACUUCAAAAUCUACAGAUUGAGUAGAAGAUGUAAUAAGGGGAUGAUGAUCUUUUGGCCUGCUAUGCUAAUACUACGUCGUAUUAUUGUUUGUUUAAAAUAA
Tripterygium wilfordii is the source of this 1777-nucleotide messenger RNA. RefSeq names its product vicianin hydrolase-like. Lineage: Eukaryota; Viridiplantae; Streptophyta; Magnoliopsida; Celastrales; Celastraceae. Gene Ontology annotation, biological process: carbohydrate metabolic process. The transcript is spliced from 13 exons. Gene Ontology annotation, molecular function: beta-glucosidase activity. The record is from RefSeq and is a predicted model, not a curated record. The coding region runs from base 27 to 1532 and encodes 501 amino acids.